Messenger RNA from Anthostomella pinea, 477 nucleotides. Lineage: Eukaryota; Fungi; Ascomycota; Sordariomycetes; Xylariales; Xylariaceae. The record is from the annotation of a GenBank genome assembly.
AUGCUGCUUAGUGGGCAAAGUCGCCUACGGAAAUUCGACCCAGCACUGAUCAAGAAGGGCGUGGAACUUCUGCGUCCCGACAAUUUCAGAAUGACCAUAGUAUCUCAAGACUUGCCUGGUGGCUGGGAUCAGAAGGGGAAGUGGUACGGCACGGAAUACAAGUCUGAGAAGAUACCGGUGGACUUCCUGGCUGAGAUAUCGAAGGCGAUGGAUUGCUCCGCGGGAGAUCGGCUCCCCGGCUUACACCUUCCGCACAAGAACCAGUUUAUCCCGAUCAAGCUCGAGGUCGAGAAGAAGGAGGUCGAGAAGCCGGCCUUGGCGCCCAGAGUAGACCGGAACGACCAAGUCGCCCGGACGUGGUACAAGAAAGACGACACCUUCUGGGUUCCGAAGGCCAACCUCAUUGUGAGCUGCAAGACUCCUAUCAUCUUCGCUUCGGCCGAGAAUUCGGUCAAAGCGGAGCUGUUCACGGAUUAA